This is a messenger RNA of Aspergillus vadensis CBS 113365, 421 nucleotides long. RefSeq lists its product as uncharacterized. The transcript has 2 exons. The coding region runs from base 145 to 372 and encodes 75 amino acids. The record is from RefSeq and is a predicted model, not a curated record. NCBI's taxonomy places the organism in Eukaryota, Fungi, Ascomycota, Eurotiomycetes, Eurotiales, Aspergillaceae.
CUUCAUACAACAAGUCGGCCACUGUAAGUCCUCCCAUCUAACUUGAACUGUAAUCGGCAUUGCUUUUACUUUACUACCUACGCGGGCUUUUUUCGGUGGCCAAUCAGGAAGACGAAUAUUCAAGAGUAUUCUAAAGACGCUACCAUGCUGGACUGGCUCCGCAAACUCUUCGGCACCAACAACACUGCCGUCGACUCGAGAUACCAACAGCGUCGAAGUCGGAAGCGAAGCAAACAGAUGCGUGCUCGUGAACAAGAACUACGCAGACAGAACCAGAGGCAGGAAUUGAAGGGGGGAAAGCGAAGAACACUGUUCUUUUGGGGGUCACCAGGUGUUACUACCCCUGUGUAUCAGACAAGGGCGUUUCAGUAAUUGGAGAUGUUUACUCUAGUAUAUGUAAGACAUUAAGUUAGCAUUUUGA